This is a messenger RNA of Centruroides sculpturatus (bark scorpion), 783 nucleotides long. RefSeq names its product protein ANTAGONIST OF LIKE HETEROCHROMATIN PROTEIN 1-like. The transcript has a single exon. NCBI's taxonomy places the organism in Eukaryota, Metazoa, Arthropoda, Arachnida, Scorpiones, Buthidae. Bases 1 to 783 code for a protein of 260 amino acids. The record is from RefSeq and is a predicted model, not a curated record.
AUGCAAGUGAUAAAUGAUUUGUUUGAUAAUUUUAGGUAUUUAGCUAGUGGAGAUUAUCAAAUUUCCCAAGCCUUUGCAUUUCGAAUGGGUAGAUCAACUGUGUGCACUAUCAUUAAAGAAACUUGCGAAGCCAUUUGGCAUGUGUUGGCAAAAGAAUAUGUGCAGUUUCCAAGCAAAGAGGAAUUUGCCAAUCUUGCUAUGGAAUUUGAAGAACGAUGGAAUUUUCCUCAUUGUGUUGGUGCCAUAGAUGGCAAACAUGUACAAAUGGUUUGCCCUCCAAAUACAGGCUCUUUGUAUUAUAAUUAUAAAGGCAACUUUAGUAAAGUUCUCCUAGCUGUAAGUGAUGCCAAAUAUAGAUUUAUAUAUGUUGAUAUAGGAGGAUUUGGUGGAAGAAGUGAUGGAGGUAUAUUUUCCCAUUCAAGUCUUGGCAGAUCACUGGAAACAGGAAAAUUGGAUUGGCCACAAUCAUCACCAAUAAGUGGAAUGCCUAGUAACCUACCAUAUUUUAUGGUUGGUGACGAGGCAUUUCCAUUAAAAACGUAUUUACUUCGACCAUAUCCUGGCAGACAAUUAACAACGAAAAAAAGAAUAUUUAACUACAGACUUAGCCGAGCUAGACGUGUCAUAGAAAAUACAUUUGGUAUUCUUUCUGCACGUUGGAGGAUUCUAUGCAGAUGCAUUCAAGCUUCUCCAGAAACUGUAGAUAGUAUCAUAAAAGCUUGUGUGUGUCUGCAUAAUUUUGUGAUGACAAAAGAAAGCAAAGUUAANGCGGGAGUGUAUUAA